AUGAAGUUGGAUGAGAAAAAGCAAACAGAACAGAUUGUCCUUGUGUCCUCAGCCUCAUCAUACUGUCCACCCUGUGAAAGGUCUCCCAGUGACUCACUAACAGACAUCCAGCUCUGCAAGAUGCUGUGUGGCCUGAAAAACAAAAUAGAGAGUUUUGAGGUUCUUGGUCCAGCUGAUCCUGUAGUUGCUGUACCUGGUGAAGAUGUUGUUCUGCCCUGUUACCUCAAACCCAACAUCAGUGCUAUGGAUCUGAGCGUCGAGUGGUUCAGAGUUCAGACCAAAAACCCUCUUGUACAUCUUUACCAAGAUCAUGAGGACAGAAAUGAGAAUCAGAUCCCAUCCUACAGGGGAAGGACAUCACUGUUCCCUGAGGAACUGAAUAAUGGAAACACUUCAUUGAAAGUGAAAAAUGUUAGACUUUCUGACAGUGGAGAGUAUAAAUGCUUCGUCCAGUCUGCAGAAUGGUAUGAUGAUUAUUCCAUUAAUGUUCAAAUUAAAGCUAUUGGAACCCAUCCAGUGAUCUCCAAUGAGGGAUAUAAAGAAGGAGGGAUCAGUCUGGUGUGUGAAUCUAAAGGCUGGUACCCUCAGCCUCAAGUGGUCUGGAUGGACAGUGAAGGACACAAUCUCCCUGCUGAACACACAGAGACACACAGAGACAGUAUGGACCUCUUCAUUGUGAGACGACGUGUUAUUGUACAGGAGACAGAGACCAACAGGUUCACCUGUCAAGUUCUACAAAGGGACUUAAAGGAAAUGAAAGAGACAAUGACUGAAAUCCCUGGUGAGAUGUUCCAUCAUGCCCAUCCCUGGAAGGUGACCUUUGCUGUCAUCUUCAGUCUGUCUGCUGUUGGUAUUAUUGGAGGCACAAUUUUGAUUCACCGUUUUGUAAAACUGCGGAAAAAGAGAGGUGUACUCAUGGAACAGCAUGUUGAUGUGACUCUGGACCCUGAUACAGCACAUCCUGAACUCGUUCUGUCUGAGGACAGGAAACGAGUGAGACGUGGAGUCAUAUGGCAGCGUCUCCCUGACAACCCAGAGAGGUUUAAAUGGUGGCCGUGUGUCCUGGGAAAAGAGGGUUUUUCUUCAGGGAGACGUUACUGGGAGGUGGAAGUUGGGGACAAGACUGACUGGACUUUAGGAGUUGUCAGAGAGUCUAUCAACAGGAAGGGGUGUUUUCCACUGAAUCCUAGUGGUGGUCUCUGGGCUCUCAGUCUGUGGAAUGGUAAUGAGUACUUGGCUUUCACUGACCCCCCUGUGUCCCUCCACCUGAGUGUGAAGCCCCAGAAGGUGGGGGUGUAUGUGGACUAUGAGGAGGGUCAGGUGUCCUUUUACAGUGUGGAGGACAAGUCUCAUAUCUACACUUUCACUGGAUAUAAAUUCAGUGAGAAACUCUUUCCAUUCCUCAGCUCAGGCUUCUCGUACCACAGUGAGAACUCAGCCCCACUGAUCAUAUCUCCUGUCAUUUACACAGACUGGAGGAACUGAUUUUAGUUUUUAAUGUCCAGGUCAUGAUACCAUAUUC
Scleropages formosus (Asian bonytongue) is the source of this 1522-nucleotide messenger RNA. RefSeq names its product butyrophilin subfamily 1 member A1-like. The coding region runs from base 1 to 1485 and encodes 494 amino acids. NCBI's taxonomy places the organism in Eukaryota, Metazoa, Chordata, Actinopteri, Osteoglossiformes, Osteoglossidae. The transcript is spliced from 8 exons. Gene Ontology annotation, molecular function: signaling receptor binding. The record is from RefSeq and is a predicted model, not a curated record. Gene Ontology annotation, biological process: regulation of cytokine production; T cell receptor signaling pathway. Gene Ontology annotation, cellular component: external side of plasma membrane.